Messenger RNA from Meloidogyne enterolobii, 346 nucleotides. Lineage: Eukaryota; Metazoa; Nematoda; Chromadorea; Rhabditida; Meloidogynidae. The record is from the annotation of a GenBank genome assembly.
UUUUCGUUUGAAUUUGAAACAUGCGAUUUUUGGCUAAACUAUAUUAAAGUGCAUUUACAGUAUGUACGAGCCUGUUUUGUGUCUUCCAACUUUACUCGACCAAGCGCCUACUCUGGCCUGUCCCUACCCCUGGUCUAUAAUGGUUAUUGUGGUUGUUUUUGGCGGGUUGAAUUUUGUGGUUUUUGGAGUGUUUUUUGUUAUUGGGCUGCGCAUCCUGCGCUUGAUUACUGGUCUGAAUCGGCGGAAUACGUCUCGUGGCAUUCGUGCGCCUUUAGAGUCAGCCCGUCGCCUUCGUGACCAUGGCGUCCGAAUGCAUGAGAUCGACCUGCAUUGGGCCGACAAUUAA